AUGCUGCGAGCCACCCUCAAGCUCUGCUGCGGCAUCGCCCAUGACCACCUCCGCCGCCUGCCAGGCUUGAAGACAGCAGCUGUUGCAGCAAUCCAGCAGGACGUGAGAGGGCUGGUGGCAAGAGGAUCCCAUCACCUCUCUUCCAAAAUCCCUCAUUAUAUUCACAGGCUGAUGGGGAAGGAGACAGCUGCAUGCCCAGAGCAUGACGGAGACAUCAGCCCCAGCCUGUUCUCCAGUGUGGACCUCUCCUACAUCACCCAGGGAGAAAGGGCCCUGCAGCAAGCACUGAGCAUCCUGCAGCAACACACCAGCUGGCAGACAGAAACAAUGCUGGACACUGAGGCCACCGUCUCCAGUGCCACCCUCCCCAGGCUGGGCAAGGUGUUUCGGGCAGACAUCGUCCUGGAUGUGCCAGUGGCACAGCUGCACCAGGAGCUCUUUGAGAGGAUCGAGCAAAUGCCCCAGUGGAACCCGACCCUCAGCCAGGUGAAGGUGCUGCAGCGCGUCGGGAGGGACACGCUGGUGACACACGAAGUCACCGCCCCCAGCCCGGGCUGCUUGGUGGGCCAGCGGGACUUCGUGAGCGUGCGGCACCGCGGGAGGAGGGAGGCGGCGGUCUACCUGGUGGGCACGGCCACGCACAUCCAGCCGCUGCCCUCGCAGAAAGGAUGCAUCAGGGCCGAGUCUCGGCUGAGCUGCAUCGUCCUGCAGCCGCUGGCAGAGGACCGCAGCCGAACUCGCUUCACCUGGCUCCUCAGCAUGGACCUGAAGGGCUGGAUCCCCGCCUCCGUCCUUAACCGCGUUCUGCCGCAGUCCCAGGCAGGCUUCAUCCAGCACCUCCGCCGCCACCUCUCCGCCGCCGCCGGGCCCUGA
Messenger RNA from Colius striatus (speckled mousebird), 873 nucleotides. Its product is annotated as steroidogenic acute regulatory protein, mitochondrial. Gene Ontology annotation, biological process: intracellular cholesterol transport; steroid biosynthetic process; regulation of steroid biosynthetic process. The coding region runs from base 1 to 873 and encodes 290 amino acids. The transcript is spliced from 7 exons. NCBI's taxonomy places the organism in Eukaryota, Metazoa, Chordata, Aves, Coliiformes, Coliidae. Gene Ontology annotation, molecular function: cholesterol binding; cholesterol transfer activity. Gene Ontology annotation, cellular component: mitochondrion; mitochondrial intermembrane space. The record is from RefSeq and is a predicted model, not a curated record.